AAUCGCUCGCCCAAGAUGGAGCCGCCCGAGCCAGGAGGCGGGACCCGACCGCAGCGGGGCGGGACGCGGAAGCUCGGCCGCCCCCGGGUUGCUGCCGGCCGGGCCGGUCUGGGCCGCGGAGCCACGAUGGGUCUUCUGCUGCUGCUCAUCUGCCUCGCCAUGCCGGCCACCAGUAGCGGAGAGCUGCGGGCCUUCGUGGUCGCCCACAGCCACAUGGACGUCGGCUGGGUGUACACCGUGCAGGAGAGUAUGCAUGCUUAUGCAGCAAAUGUCUACACAUCUGUUAUAGAAGAACUAAUGAAAGGUAAGCAGCGCAAAUUUAUUGCUGUGGAACAGGAAUUCUUUCGGCUUUGGUGGGAUGCAGUAGCCACGGAUACGCACAAGCAGCAGGUCCAUCAGUUACUUCAGGAAGGACGAUUGGAAUUUGUCAUUGGAGGGCAAGUGAUGCAUGAUGAAGCUGUGACACUAAUUGAUGAUCAGAUUUUACAGUUGACGGAGGGCCAUGGGUUUUUAUAUGAAACUUUUGGGAUCAGACCUCAGUUUUCUUGGCACGUUGAUCCUUUUGGAGCCUCAGCUACAACACCAACUCUUUUUGCUCUUGCUGGCUUUAAUGCUCAUCUUAUCUCUCGAAUUGACUAUGACCUGAAGGCUGACAUGCAGAAAAACAAGAAGCUUCAGUUUGUAUGGCGGGGUUCUCCUUCCUUAUCUGAAAGUCAGGAGAUCUUCACCCAUACUAUGGAUCAGUACAGCUACUGUACCCCAUCACAACUGCCUUUUUCAAACAGAUCAGGAUUUUAUUGGAAUGGAUUUGCGGUUUUUCCAGAUCCACCAAAAGAUGGUGUUUAUCCAAACAUGAGCCUCCCUGUUACAGAUACCAACAUCCACAUGUAUGCACAGGCCAUGGUGGCAAACAUUAAGGAGAGAGCAGCCUGGUUCCGAACAGAUGAUGUUUUGUGGCCAUGGGGUUGUGACAAACAGUUCUUUAAUGCAUCUGUUCAGUACUCCAACAUGGACCUAUUGUUGGACUAUAUUAACAAGCAUUCUGAUGAGUUUGGAGUGACUGUCCAGUAUGCAACUGUUGGAGAUUACUUCCAAGCAGUUUAUAGCAGAAAUCUUACAUGGGAAAUAAGGAAUUCUCAAGACUUUCUUCCAUAUUCAACAGGUAAUUAAGUUAACAACUGCAUG
Meleagris gallopavo (turkey) is the source of this 1185-nucleotide messenger RNA. The record is from RefSeq and is a predicted model, not a curated record. NCBI's taxonomy places the organism in Eukaryota, Metazoa, Chordata, Aves, Galliformes, Phasianidae.